GCGCCUUUUGUCUUUUUAAAUAAAUGUGCACCGCCUCCGGCUGCUGCUGAGCUCAGCCAUCGCACGGUGACAGAUAGUUGUCGGGACGGGGGGGGUAGGUUAUCUCGGAAAUAAUCUGCCCACGCGUUAAGCUGCUUUAUCCCCGCCAAGCCUCAGCCGGACACACGCUGCUGCCGCUCCGCCGCCGCUCGCUGGAAUCCGAGUGGGAGGAGGAGGAAGUGGACACGAGCCGCGCAGAUAAGUUUGGGGAAACCUUCCCAUCGUUCUCCUGCGGACACUUUGUGAACCGGCAGUCAGCAGUCGGCGGGGAGUGCACGCGGAGACCCGACGGCACCCGGAGCUGCACCCGAACCCGCCGCCGCCUCUUCGUCCCGGACGCAGGAGGAAGGACACACGUGCACACGCGCGCGCGCGCGCACGCGUCGGGAUUUUUAACCACAGCGAGGAAAACUGGCAACGGUGGUGUGGGCAUGGAUAACAGCGGAGUUUGGAUAUUCCUGAUAACGACCUGUGUGGUUCCAGGAAUAAAUUGCCAGACAGUGGAAAUGGAUGAUGGGAGGUCGGGGUAUGUUGGCUCAAAGGUGGAUCUCCGCUGUCGGUUCAUCAACAGCUUCCCGCCCGUCAAAAUCUCCCAGGUAACGUGGCAGAAACUGGUGAAUGGCACCAAGCAGAAUGUGGCCAUCGCCAACCCGUCCCUGGGUGUGUCUGUGGCCCCGCCCUUCAGGGAUCGUGUCACCUUCAAGAAUGCAGCGGUGAAGCGACGAACUCCGACCCUUGAAGACACCACCAUCACAUUCUCCCCGCUCCGCCUCUCUGACGAGUCCACGUACAUCUGCGAAUACACCACGUUCCCUGCAGGGAACCGAGAGAACACUGUAAACCUCACUGUCCACGUUCGCCCAACAACGCAGAUGAGUCUGUCCACGCCGACACUGGUGGCUCGAUCGGCCAAUCUGAAAACACCGGUGGCCACCUGCAUCUCUGCCAAUGGAAAACCGCCUGGUAUCAUCAGGUGGGAGUCGAAGGUGCCAGGAGAAGCGACCACUCGAGAGUACAGAAACUCAGACGGGACGUUCACCGUUCAGAGUGACUACAUUCUGGUGCCAAACAAAGAAACACACAGGGAGACGCUCACCUGCGUCACCACCUACAACGAGGAGGUCUUCACUGACAGUGUCACCCUCGAUGUCCAGUAUGAACCAGAUGUGUCGGUGGACGGGUUUGAUGGAAACUGGUAUCUGACUCGGGAAAACGUCCAGCUGAGCUGUACUGCUGAUGCCAACCCAUCCGUCUCUCUGUAUCAGUGGAAAGUGAUAAAUGGCUCCAUACCGAACAAUGCAGAGAUCCGCGACAACGUGCUCGCCUUCAAAGGACCGGUCACAUAUGACCUGCAAGGCACCUAUGUGUGUGAUGCAACCAACAGCAUCGGGACACGAUCGGCCUCUGUGGAGAUCAGCGUCAUAGAAAAGCCUCUACCCCAGAUCGCGUCCGGUGAUGUCAUCAGUGUCGUCGCCUUAUUACUGGCCGCUGGAGUGCUCAUGGGCAUUACUGUCACAGUUCUGGUGCUGAAAAUCAGAAGUAGAAAAGACAACUCCCCAAAUGAUUCCCCGUCCACGAAACUGUCCCAGCCGAUAAGGAAAAGACCAGGAGAUGAUAUCCAGCAUUCGGGACGAUUUUAUGAAGAGCUUCCAAACACAGCAGAUUAUGUGAGCUACAGACUGGCCUGUAACAAGGAGGAUUACCCGGAGCCCUACUCCCCUCCCAUCAACCCUCCCCUGUCGUUUCUGCCCCAGCACCCCUACCACUCUCCACAACCAACCACUGCAACCACCAGCAGCAGCAGCACCAGCACGUCAAAAAACACCUUCUCUCCUCCGUCACUCACCACGGCCAUCUUCAAAUACCCCUCUGUACCGGGCCUGUCCUCCCCUCCCCCAGGAGUGGCGGCAUAUACUUUCCCCAAAGAGCAGUACGUCUGACUCGCCACAAACUCAAACCUUUCCAGUGAGCGCAGAUGAAACAACCCUGAUUCAAUCCCGAGCCUUUUCCGAAGAGGAGGUUGGAGAAGUAUGUUGAACCUUGGACCGUCAGGAGUUUGUAUUCGGCAUGCGCCCCUUGUGGGCGGCUAUGGAAUUCAAAAGACAAUGCAUCUUUUUAUUUAAUGGACUUGGAUCCAAGUCCAGUUUUGAAACAUUUUCUCUUUUUCGUAUCGUCUUUCACUGUGGUUACUAUUUUUUGAAAAGGGAAGAUUGUUGAACCAAGUUCUAGGUUAGAGGAAUAUGUUUAUAUUGCAUUGAUGUAUUACAUAUGAAAGGAGAAAAACUUGUAUGGGAUGUAUGGGAUUAUCUCUUAGUGUCUGAUGUGGUUGCGUCCUUACUUUAUCCUCCAUGAUAUCAUUUUGUAAAAAACAAAAAAACAACAAAAGUUAUUACCCUACUCUGUCUCUCCUGACCUCCCGUUAUCCUGUGUUGUGCACACUGACAAUCUCUUUUACUGAGGAGCUGCAGACCUCACUCAGUUUGGUUGUACCUUCUGUCCUGUGUUAUGCUUUUACUGUGCUUGUAUUUUCUAUCAUUUAUGUUUUUCUUUGCAAAGAAAACAACAUUUUUAUUUACUGAAGAGAGUCAAUGUUUUUAUUUGUGCAAUCUGUGGGUUUCUAGUAUUCAUUGACACUGGCUGUUGGAUGAACCGUGGAUUUUCAGCAUGUACUGUAAAUAAAAGUCGUCAUGUAAACUUA
Molecule: messenger RNA, 2737 nt
Organism: Scophthalmus maximus (turbot)
Lineage: Eukaryota; Metazoa; Chordata; Actinopteri; Pleuronectiformes; Scophthalmidae
Product: nectin-1-like
Exons: 10
Coding region: 471-1979 (502 amino acids)
Biological process (GO): heterophilic cell-cell adhesion; protein localization to cell junction; homophilic cell-cell adhesion
Cellular component (GO): adherens junction
Source: RefSeq, a predicted model, not a curated record